UUGCUAAAUAAGAGCAAUUAUUAUUAUCAUUCCUUGAUAAUUAAUCUAUUUCAUCAUCUUCUAUUAUUCUCUCUCCUUCAAACAAUGGGUUCUGGUAGUAGUCAUCUGGGUUCUCUUCCACAACCACCAAAACGCAACAAAGUCAACCGUACCAGACAAAGAAUUGCUUCUUUUAUUUGUGGUGCUUCUUCUUCUUCUUCUUCUUCUUCUUCUUCUUCUUCUUCUUCAAGCUCCCAGAAGGAAGAUUGUGCAGCUGAAUGUAGCGUAAAAUUUGUGGAUUACCGUCAACAGAAAUCUAAUAAUUCGUCAAGUCACACAGAUGAUAUUAAUCCAACUUCUAGCUUGGGAAGUGGGUUUAGCAGCAAUCUCAGUCCCGGUUCUGGACCUAUAGUCUCAUCAGAGAGCUGUACUAUAAGUAGUGACUCUGUGUCUAUCCUAGAUGAUGCUCCGUUGGAAUUAUCAAAUAAGAGGAGAAGCUUUUCAGAAGGUGAUAAAAAUGGUUCUUCAUUUGGAAUUAAUGCUGAAAGCAAAUUUUAUCAGCAGAGAUUAGUUGAUUCUGUUAAUCCAUCUUCUGUAAGACAUUUACGGCAAGUAAGCCUUAGUUCUAACAGGCGCACAACCAAUGAGAUUGAUGAAGUGAUCAAUGAUAUGUCUCAUGCUAUCCCAGAGGUUUCAACACAUGAUGGAUUGCAGCAGGAGGAGCUGGAACAAUCUGCGGUUUUGGAUGAAGUUAGCGGGGUUACAGGAAGCCAAAGCUCUGUUUCUGGUCAAACUCUUGUUGUUUCUGAACCUGUCAUAGCUUCACAUUCACAUGGAGAUGAAGCCGUUCAUGAGAUGAUUCCUUCAGGAUUAGAUCUGUUUGUGUCAGAUAGAGCAGAAGCUCGGCCAGAAGGAAGUUCACUUCAUGUUGAUGUGGUGAGUUUCUCCUCCAAUCUUCUGCCCAGUACCAACAAUGAAAUAAGCACCCGUGAAGCCAGAAGAAACAGUAGGAGAAUUUUCUGGGAUGCUUUUUCAAGUCGCAAUUCAAGACGCCAUGCUGAAUUACUUUUCACAACCGAAGAUUCUGAUCUAAUGGGAUCUAAUCGCAGAUGGCUUCUUGAUAUCGGUGAUGAUUUUUUUGAUGAUGGCGAGGGUGUUGAGCCUUGGCGCUUUGGUCGGAGAAGUCGCUUCACAAAUGAUCAUCGUCGGACCUCUAGAUCUGAGUUCUGGGAUAGAUUGCGAGGUGUUUCUAUAGAAAAUAAUCAUCAUACUUCAUGCCCAAUGGAUUUGCAUCCUGAUGGAUCAUGCACCUGUGAUUUGGAGGAAGAGGCUAGUGCACUUUCAAGUAUAUCUCGUAUUAUCCUGCUUGCUGAAGCUCUAUUUGAGGUUCUGGAUGAAAUUCAUCGCCAGCCAGAGUCGCUCUCACUGUCUAUGCUGUCAGUCCCUGCUCCCGAGUCAGUUGUGGAUGAACUUCCAAUUAAAAUAUAUGAAAAACCAAGUAUGCCCGAUCAUGAAGAUGAUGCUGAUCAGUGCUAUAUUUGUUUGGUAGAGUAUGAGAAAGGGGAUAAAAUACGGGUUCUUCCCUGCCAUCAUGCAUAUCACAUGUCUUGUGUUGAUAAAUGGCUAAAAGAGAUCCACGGGGUGUGUCCACUAUGUCGUGGAGUCGUACGAGAAGGGGCCAGAGAGGUUGCUGCAUCCAGCUCAGAUGCAAAUCUCACAUAAAUUCGUGUAUAUAGAAGAAGCUGCUUAGUUUAAGGUUUUAUUCCAAAAAUAUCGGUUACACUGAAUUUUGGAUGAUACCUAAACCAAAUGUUAUCCUGACAGUGUCUUCACUCUUCUGUUGACAUAAUCAUGUAAAUAUAAGUCAGAUUUGCAAGUACAGUUGCUUAAUUCUCAGCACACGACCUUCUGUCUUCAAUAAUAUUGGUUCCAGUACAAGCUUAUAAACAUUUCCAUGCAAUUACAGUCGCUACAUUUUAAGCACAAUAGUGGUUUCGAAAUGCAGGUUAUCAAGGAUGGAUAAAUUCUACAGCAUAAACAGCCAAGAAAGCUUAGACAUUUGAAUACGUAUCCCUUAGUAGUCCGGUAGUCCCUUGUAAAAAAUAGGGAUGACACACUAGUAAAAUUAUACAGGUUUCGCAUCAUAUCCGCUUUAGUUGGGCGGGUAUAAGUAUGAAUAUGAUGGGUCGUGAGUGGAUAUGAAUAUGAAAAGUUAUAUUCGUCAUAGGUAGUGAGUAAGUGGUGUUUGCAUGAAGUCUUACCCACCCAUCCAGCUACAUCCCACCAGCUUAA
This is a messenger RNA of Amaranthus tricolor (Joseph's coat), 2271 nucleotides long. RefSeq lists its product as uncharacterized. The transcript has 6 exons. The record is from RefSeq and is a predicted model, not a curated record. Bases 85 to 1701 code for a protein of 538 amino acids. Lineage: Eukaryota; Viridiplantae; Streptophyta; Magnoliopsida; Caryophyllales; Amaranthaceae.